This is a messenger RNA of Durotheca rogersii, 1908 nucleotides long. Its product is annotated as Clavaminate synthase-like protein. NCBI's taxonomy places the organism in Eukaryota, Fungi, Ascomycota, Sordariomycetes, Xylariales, Xylariaceae. The record is from RefSeq and is a predicted model, not a curated record. The transcript has a single exon. Gene Ontology annotation, molecular function: 2-oxoglutarate-dependent dioxygenase activity. The coding region runs from base 146 to 1780 and encodes 544 amino acids.
GUACUGACAAUACUUACUGUACCUAUAUACCUACCUAGGCCCAUUAUUGCGGAACUCGGGUACUUCCCCCUUAACUACCCGAGAACCACCAACCCACAAGCCGGGCCGCUCUGAAUCGGAGCUCCACCCAUGUUGAGCAAUAGGGAUGGCUUCAUCAUCGCCUCCGUCAUCAUUAUCGCCUGCAGACCAGCUGCUUGAGCUUUGCGCCGAUGCUACCACUUCCAUCCAAAGUGAGUGCCUCUCGGUGCUGUCUGGGAGUGAGUCCCCAUCUACCGAGCACUCGUUAGCAGGAUGCGGGCUCGCUCUUGUUGAUCUGCUCUCGCGGCAAGCCGCCCAGAUCAGCGUAUUCUACCGGGACUUGCGCUCUGCCAACCUAGCCGCCGCGAAGACAACUCCGGAAACGCGGUCGCUCAUAUCGAAACGGCUAGAAGACAUCCUCUCUAUAACUUAUUCCCGGUUCUACGCAUAUCUCUUUCGAGACCUACCGACUUGCUGGAGGCAGCUCUACACUGAUGCAAGCAUCCUGAAAUUCUGCUUUAACGUCGUGGGAUCUCCUUAUAUUUACGGUGGUCAUCUCACAUCACGGGGCGCUGCCGAUUCUGAGCGGCCGCAUGGGGAUGGCUGUGAGCUAGGUGAGCUCGUGAAAGUUCUCGACUUCGCGCUAAUUCUUGCUGGUGCUGCCGGGAAACAGAGAGGUAGGAGCUGGAUUAAUGGCGCUCUUGACCUUCUUCACGCUGUUUGGGCAGACUCAACCCCUCCAGAAUCCGUCCCGGAUAUCGGCCAAACUCGUGAGAGGUCGAGGCCAGGACAAGCUCCAGAUUCGUGGCCGUCGGAUGUUGGGAUCGAGGCAGGGGACACAUUUUCCGCGGACGAGCCGUUUGGGCCUCCUGUGAGAUUUCCAAUUAAGCGUGUCGAUGCUCUCUCCAUGGAGUCGUUCCAAGCAUAUAUAGACAACCCGCGGGACACAAAACUGGGACCGGAGCCUCUCAUUAUACGCGGCAGUAUGGAGAAUUGGCCGGCUCUCACCACAAACCCUUGGUGUAGGCCGUCGUACCUCCUAUCUCAGACCUUUGGCGGUCGCCGACUGGUACCCAUUGAAGUUGGCCGUAGCUAUGUGGAUGAGGGCUGGGGUCAGAAGAUCGUCACUUUUGGUGAGUUCCUUCGGGAGUACAUCGACCCAUCGCUUUCCCGGCUUCAAAAGGAGUCCAACCACGACGGCGAUAGCGCGUCCCCCUCUCAGACGAAACCCAUCGCCUAUCUAGCCCAACAUCCGCUAUUCACUCAACUUCCCGCCCUGCGAAAAGACAUACUCAUCCCAGAUUAUUGCUACACGGCACCACCACCGCAUCCGACGGACCCUAGCAUCGACCAGCCAGAGCUGGACGAACCCCUCCUCAACGCUUGGUUCGGGCCGCCAGGCACUAUCACACCCCUACACAAUGAUCCCUAUCAUAACAUCCUGACGCAAGUCGUGGGGCGUAAGUACGUGCGUCUCUACUCGCCGCUAAAUACGGAGCGGAUGCAAGCUCGGGGGAAAGAGAACGGAGUUGAGAUGGGAAACACCAGUUUGCUGGAUGUUGGCGUGGUUGAGGGGUGGGACAUGGUUGGCGGAGGAGAUGAAGAGGGACAGCCUAGCAGGGAAGACACCGCCGCAUUUCGAGCUGUGCCGUUCCUAGACUGUAUACUAGAACCAGGCGAGGCUCUCUACAUCCCGAUAGGAUGGUGGCACUAUGUGAGAGGGCUAAGCGUGAGCUUCAGCGUGAGCUUCUGGUGGAAUUGAUUCGGCGUCAGCUUAUGACGCGGUCUAGGCAUUAUUGCCGUUUUCCCUCUAUGCUGGAUAUACAUAGUUAGAUCUAACUAAGUAUGUGUAAAUAUUUCACAAUCUAAUAGCAUGGGACGUCCCAUCCC